This is a messenger RNA of Batrachochytrium dendrobatidis JAM81, 1794 nucleotides long. RefSeq lists its product as uncharacterized. Gene Ontology annotation, cellular component: nucleus. Bases 1 to 1794 code for a protein of 597 amino acids. The transcript is spliced from 4 exons. The record is from RefSeq and is a predicted model, not a curated record. Lineage: Eukaryota; Fungi; Chytridiomycota; Chytridiomycetes; Rhizophydiales.
AUGCAUUCUACAACUGGCAUAGAUACUGACAGUAGAAACAGAUAUCUUGCAGCACCUCCUCCAUAUCCUGCUGCAUCUGCCGGAUUACUUGGCCAGCAGCCGGACCAUUUACAGCAACAACAACAUGGACAGCCCCAUACAUCAGAAUCAUACAGACGCAAGGUGCUCGAGUCCAUUUCCCGUUCAUUCACUACGGGGUCCUUGUCGAAAUCGUUUGCUGGGUCGCUCAAAUCCCUGUCCCGCAAUGACGGUUUCUUUGAGUUGCAACUAGAAAAGCUUGAUGGGCCAUUCUUUGGCACCAUUGUUGAUGCAGUAGUAGGCUAUGCGGCAAAGCGGCAAAAACAUGCUGCAGCUGCCGCACUGUAUAGUUGGACAACAGCUUUGCUUUUGCUAAUGACCGCGAUUGUAUUAAGAAUCAUUCUUGGCAAAUUACUCAUUUAUUUGCCAAAGAAUAACAGGCUUGCAAAUGCAUAUCUAUUAUGCAUGGCUGUAUACAACUUUCAAUUUGGUGCCUGCUCCCCGGCAAUACUAUCACCAGCACGAGAUUUAGAGCAUUUUGCUGGUCUGGAGGAUCAGUUUUGCAAAGACUUUACCUGUUGUGGCAAGCAAUUGCAUGAUCUGCACGAGCUGCUUCAGCAUUUUGAGGAAAAUCAUGUCCACAUUGAAUCAGACGAUGCUGAUGACGAUCUGCCUUUUGAAUUUGAAAGUAUUGACGAGAUGGACACUGAUAUGAGCGAUGGUGACACAUCCAUGAACUUUACUGAUAUCUACUUUCGCUCUCAUCCAUCAAUGAAGAGAUCUACAUCGACUGCUUCAAAUGCAUCUGCCUUUAAACUCAAUACUGGACAGACUCAAUCUGUGGCAUUAUCCGACAUUUAUGCCGACAGUCGACUACCCUGCGCAGCAACUGGUGGCAUUGGAUCUUCCGCAAUAGCUUUAGGCAAGUCUGGUGCUGGUCACUCGAUGUCGGCAUUUGACACAUCAAUUAUUCGCAAACGCAAUCAACACGCUGCGUCCAAGUCGCGGCGACACAAGCAUCAGAUUAGUCACGAACCAGUGACUAUUCCUUUUUGCUUUGAUGGUCCAACGCAAGUAGUGCGCGAUCAUAGCAUGGACGAUUCCAUGGCUAUUGAUGUGGAUGGCACUACACCAACAGACACUCUUGAAAUGGAUACGUGCAUACCAGAUAUCAAUGCUAUGGACUCUACAAAAUCCAUGUCUGACGCAUUUUCUGCAGCUGCAUCCAAUGCUCAACGACCAUCGGGUCAAGCAUCGCAGCAACGUCCAUUGCUUUCACGCACCUUGUCUUGCGACAAGUCAAAUAUGUCUCUGGCAACCAAUCACUCCUUGCCACAAGUACAGAUUUUGUCUCAUAGCAACAAUGAGAACCACACUAUUGCUCAUUUUGCUCUGCCUGCACAUGAAAGCAGAUCCACUGUUUCCACCGGUACCAUUAGCUCAUCUACACUGGCAGCUGCAGCUGCAGGAACUCCACUUUCAAUCGUUGCACCUUCGGUCGAAUCCAAUGAUUCGGAGGACAAUGGUGGAACUCCAAAGGAUGAGCGACCCUACAAGUGCAAAAUUGAUGGCUGCUUUAAAGCAUACAAAAAUCCUGGAGGACUAAAAUAUCAUAUGCAGCACGGUCAUUGUGAAGACACUGGGGAUCCGGAGAUGAACAACAUAAUUCACAAGCCAUACCAAUGCACUGUGUCUGAUUGUGGUAAAAGAUACAAGAAUCUCAAUGGUUUGAAAUACCACAUUGAGCAUUCUCACUACUCAUUGCUUGGUGUUUGA